Asterias rubens (European starfish) is the source of this 1018-nucleotide messenger RNA. RefSeq names its product DNA-directed RNA polymerases I, II, and III subunit RPABC1. The record is from RefSeq and is a predicted model, not a curated record. Gene Ontology annotation, cellular component: RNA polymerase II, core complex; RNA polymerase III complex; RNA polymerase I complex. Bases 98 to 733 code for a protein of 211 amino acids. The transcript has 7 exons. Gene Ontology annotation, biological process: DNA-templated transcription. NCBI's taxonomy places the organism in Eukaryota, Metazoa, Echinodermata, Asteroidea, Forcipulatida, Asteriidae. Gene Ontology annotation, molecular function: DNA binding; DNA-directed RNA polymerase activity.
UCAAACUCGUUAUAGUCGUCAUGUGCGUCUUUGUCGCUCACAUAAAUGACUGAUAAAUACCUCUUGUUUUACCUUUCCCCAUCAUAAAUUACACAAAAUGAAUGACGAAGCAGAGACGUAUAAGUUAUGGCGAAUCAGGAAAACACUAAUGCAGCUCUGUCAUGACAGAGGCUACCUGGUAACCCAAGAUGAGUUGGAUCAGACGUUGGAUCAAUUUAAAGAACAGUUCGGAGACAAACCUAGUGAGGACAGGCCGGGAAGGAAAGAUUUGACGAUUCUAGUGGCUCACAACGACGACCCCACAGAUCAACUCUUUGUCUUCUACCCAGAGGAACCCAAAGUCGGAAUAAAGACAAUAAAAGCCUACUGCCAAAGGAUGCAAGAAGAAAACAUCAGCCGAGCCAUUAUUAUUGUCCAGAUGGGAAUGACUCCAUCGGCUAAACAAUCUUUGGGUGAUAUGGCUCAGUGUAAAUACGUCCUGGAGCAGUUCCUUGAAGCGGAACUUCUCAUCAACAUCACAGAGCAUGAGUUUGUUCCAGAGCAUGUCGUGAUGACAUCAGAAGAGAAAGCAGAACUACUAUCGAGAUAUAAACUGAAAGAGCAUCAGUUACCCAGAAUCCAGCAGGGAGAUCCAGUUGCAAGAUAUUUUGGAUUGAAACGAGGGCAGGUGGUGAAGAUAAUCAGACCCAGUGAGACAGCAGGAAGAUAUAUUUCUUAUCGUCUUGUUCAAUGAGGAAGAAACCAGCAUCUUCUAUUGCUUAUUCCAAGAGAUUCUUUGGGGGCCAGUCUCUUUUAGCUUGCACACCCAAAUGCUGCUGGCUGCAAGGUUUUGUGAAAAAAAAAGACAUGGAAAACCAGCUGUCUGUGUUUUGUUUUUACCAGGCAUGAUAUUAUUCCUACGUUAGUCUGUGUUCAGGUUUGUUUGCCCUUUGAAAAAUCUGAAAAAUUGUAAUUAAAUGGCCUAAAAGACACGUGAAUCACAUUAUUAUAAAACCAUACACCAUAUGAGAAAGUAGGU